Molecule: messenger RNA, 378 nt
Organism: Tripterygium wilfordii
Lineage: Eukaryota; Viridiplantae; Streptophyta; Magnoliopsida; Celastrales; Celastraceae
Product: forkhead box protein O3B-like
Exons: 2
Coding region: 1-378 (125 amino acids)
Source: RefSeq, a predicted model, not a curated record
AUGGGUCGGUUUUUGGGCCGAGCUUUGGACCAGCCCGAAUUUGGCCCAGUCUGUCGGGCUUCGAGCAGGGCUCGGCCCCAGAAUUCAAGCCCAGACCCGCCCAAGCAUAGGGCCAGGCUGCCCAGGCCCGAUGUAAAAUCCGGCCCGGGUCGGGCCCAGGUCCGCAGGCCAAAUGAUGAUUUGAAUAUUGAAGAGUUGGUUGAUGAUGAUGAUGAUGAUGGUGGUGGAAUUGGUGGCAACCGAAGUGAAGUUGGAGGUGGGGGUAUCUUUACUAAUGAAGAUAGAGGUUUUGGUGAUCAUAUGAGUAUGGCUUAUGAUAUGGCUGGAGCAAUGACUAGAGUUGUGGGAGAACCCGGAGAUGGACCAUCAUCUAAUUAG